Messenger RNA from Clonostachys byssicola, 1113 nucleotides. The record is from the annotation of a GenBank genome assembly. NCBI's taxonomy places the organism in Eukaryota, Fungi, Ascomycota, Sordariomycetes, Hypocreales, Bionectriaceae.
AUGCUCUGGGGUAUCACCACUAUGGCCACUGCCGCAUGCUACAACUUCCAAAGUCUAGCGGCUCUUCGAUUCCUGCUAGGUUGUUUUGAAGCCCCUAUCAGCCCCUGUUUCUUCAUGAUCAUUGGGAUGUGGUAUAUUCGAAGAGAUCAACCCUUCCGUGCUGGAAUAUUCUACAGCUGCAACGGUCUUGGCGUGAUGAUUGGAGGGAUCAUGAAUUACGGAGUUGGGCAACUGAAGUCGUUCCAGAUUUGGAAGGCAUUGUAUCUGAUUUGCGGUGGUGCAACCCUACUUUGGGGAUUUGUUCUCCUUUGGUUACUGCCACAGAGCAUCACAGAUUGCAAACGAUUCACAAUCGAAGAGAGGGCAAUACUCAUUGGCCGGGUUGCGGCGAAUCAGACGGGAAUAAUCAAUAAGAAGUUUAAGUUAUACCAGGUCCGAGAGGCUCUGCUUGAUGGCCAGGUUUGGGUACUAUUCUUCUUCACUUUGUUCAACGAAACGAUUAACGGAGGUUAUGCCACAUUCGGUAAACUCAUUGUGAAGGGAGUUGUCAAUGGAGACACGCUAAAGACUGUUUUAUAUGCCUUUCCCUCGGGUGGCUUUCUUACCUUUUUCAUCCUUAGCGGCACUUUCUUGUCAACCAAGUUCAAGGAUAGCCGCACCAUUGUCAUGAUAGUGUACCUCUUCCCUACAAUUAUUGGUACGACACUCGUCUGGCAACUUCCAAGGUCAAACAAGUACGGUCUUUUGUUAUCGUACUACAUCAUCAAUUCUUUCGUUGCCUCUCUGGUUUUGUCUAUCCAGAUGGCUGGAGGAAAUGUAGCAGGUUAUACGAAACGUCUCACGUCAACAUGCUUCAUUUUUAUUGCAUAUUGCGCAGGGAACAUUGUCGGUCCACAUGCAUUUGUCGGCGCCGAAUCCCCGACUUACCCCCCUGGAUGUAAGGCCAUUAUUGCCUGUGCGGCAGGGCAAGUUGUUUGCGUUAUCUUGUUGCGAUUUCUCUUGGUAUGGAGAAACAAACUGCGGGAUGAAGCGCAUGGCCCGGCUGAAGCAACAAUGAAUACGGAGGGUGCCAUCCUUGAUUUGACUGACUUUGAGGUACGUCACAUCCAGUAA